Molecule: messenger RNA, 624 nt
Organism: Teleopsis dalmanni
Lineage: Eukaryota; Metazoa; Arthropoda; Insecta; Diptera; Diopsidae
Exons: 2
Coding region: 142-579 (145 amino acids)
Source: RefSeq, a predicted model, not a curated record
UAAUGUGUUAAUAGUAAACAAAUUAGUAAAAUGUAACAAUAGAAGAAUUUGCGGAGCGUCUUUUUGUACAGUGCCGAGCGGAUAAUUACGACUUUGGAACAGGAAAGUUCAGCAUUACUGUGUUUAUAAAAACUAUUUACGAUGACUGAUCCAAUGCAAGUAUUACAAUGUGCUUUGGAGUAUGAACACUCUGGUGAACCUGAGGCAUCUAUUCCUCUUUAUCAAGAAGCAAUCCGUUUAUUUAGUGCAGAAAUGGAAAAACAACCUACUUUGGCCCGGCAAGAGUUAUACUUUAAUUUCAUACUUAAAUACAUUGAUAGAAUUGAACUGAUAAAGAAAAACCUUAGCGUAAAGACUAAAAAGAAUAAACCACAAGAAGUAAACACUAUUGAUGAGAACGCAUCGGAUAUAUAUAACAUAAUUCGUGCCCCAUUAGACCUUACAAUACCGUUCAAUGAAGGUGAAGUAGAAGAAGAUGAUGAAGAAAAUUCUUCAUGUAUUACAUAUUCUCCUGAAUCGGCAAAUAGCGAUAGGACUCUUAGUGGUUCUGACUUCAAUGAAUUAGAUUUUUUGGAUUAAAACUUCUCCUUAAUUUAUUUUCAAGCAAAAGAUAAAAAAAAUAUG